Cottoperca gobio is the source of this 1041-nucleotide messenger RNA. RefSeq names its product late endosomal/lysosomal adaptor, MAPK and MTOR activator 2 (gene lamtor2). Gene Ontology annotation, molecular function: molecular adaptor activity; guanyl-nucleotide exchange factor activity. The record is from RefSeq and is a predicted model, not a curated record. Gene Ontology annotation, biological process: positive regulation of TOR signaling. The transcript is spliced from 4 exons. Bases 158 to 535 code for a protein of 125 amino acids. NCBI's taxonomy places the organism in Eukaryota, Metazoa, Chordata, Actinopteri, Perciformes, Bovichtidae.
GAAGACAUCCGGAAAAGGGAAAAAACAGACUCAGAGUCAGCUGACUUGACUUUGUGUUUUGAGUAGUUUUUGACAGUUGAAAGGCAGCCGUUUAGUCAUUUCAAAGUAUAGGUUGUUUUUUGUUGUUGCAUUAAUAUAUGUUAGUGAGUUACUAGCUAUGUUACGACCAAAGGCAUUAACGCAGGUUCUCAGUCAAGCGAACACAAACGGAGUCCAAAGCACACUCUUACUGAAUAAUGAAGGUUCACUUCUGGCUUACUCUGGGUACGGGGACACUGAUGCACGGGUGACAGCCGCCAUCGCCAGCAACAUCUGGGCGGCCUACGACAAGAACGGCCACCAAGCCUUUAACGAAGACAAACUUAAAUUCAUACUCAUGGAUUGUAUGGAGGGAAGAGUGGCCAUCACUCGUGUAGCCAACCUACUACUGUGUAUGUACGCCAAAGAGACCGUGGGCUUUGGAAUGCUUAAAGCCAAGGCAGAAGCCCUGGUGCAGUACCUGGAGGAACCAUUAACACAAGUGGCAGCAUCAUAGUGGAGAUGUGGCUGAAGCUCUGCCUGUCGCUUCUGUCUGCCUGGUGGGGGAAAAGCACAUGAUCCAGGCACUUCAUGGACUACUGUAACAUUCUGUGAACAUACAUAUAUCUAUGAGUGAGUGAGUGUGUGGGGGUCAGUGUAUUUAUAAUCAUGGUAUUGAAACUAAUAACUUGUAAGGGGUUUGUACCUAUUUGCCCUCCCUUUGGACUCUUGUGUUAAUCUAAUGACCUGUUCUGAAAGUCCAAAUUAUUUUUUAAUAUGAAGUCCGAGUGUACAGCUGCUGAAAUGAUUCAUCAACUGUUCCCACGGUUGUUUUAUUCAUUUGCAGUCUUACCUCAGGCAUGCCGGUCACAGUUAAGCAGUAGAUUGAACAUUUUCAAUCCUGUCAGGGAGUAAAAUGGUUUGUGGAAAAUUUCAUAAGAAUGUCUAUCUGAUAAAAUGCAGUUCAGUUUAUUUGCUAUGUUUUAUUUCAAAGCCGUCAAAUAAACAUUUUUUUGAUUAUUA